Molecule: messenger RNA, 1038 nt
Organism: Mytilus trossulus (common blue mussel)
Lineage: Eukaryota; Metazoa; Mollusca; Bivalvia; Mytilida; Mytilidae
Product: ras-related protein Rab-22A-like
Exons: 7
Coding region: 162-773 (203 amino acids)
Biological process (GO): vesicle-mediated transport
Molecular function (GO): GTPase activity; GTP binding
Source: RefSeq, a predicted model, not a curated record
UAACAUGGUGGAUUUGUCAUGCCUGAACUGAAACUGGGUUGUUUGGGUUUCAAACACUAAAACAAAACACUAUAAAGCAUUCACAUCAUUUGAUUUUAUUGAAAAUAUACGAAAAACGUACAACUUAUAAACAUUGUAUACGUAAAGAUGAUAUAUUGCGAAUGACAAUGUCAAUUCGUGAAGUUAAAGUGUGUUUACUAGGGGAGUCUGGAGUUGGAAAGUCCAGCAUUGUUAUGAGAUUUGUGACAGAUUCCUUUAAACCAGCUUUAGAGAGUACAAUAGGAGCUUCUUUUAUGAGUAAGAAGAUUGCAGUUGAUGAUCAACAUUAUGCAUUCCAAAUAUGGGACACUGCUGGUCAAGAAAAGUAUAGAUCCUUAGCUCCAAUGUAUUAUAGAGGUGCAGCAGCAGCUAUCGUUGUUUAUGAUGUAUCGAGAGAUUCAACAUUUAAAACAGUGAAAGACUGGAUUAACGAACUGAAGAAAAAUGCAUCCCAUAAUAUUAUACUGGCUAUUGCUGGAAACAAAUGUGAUCUGGAAGAUCUGAGAGAAGUUAGCAAAAGGGAUGCAGAAGAGUAUGCCAGCCUAAUAAAUGCUAUAUUUAUAGAGACCAGUGCUCUGAAUGCUGUAAAUGUUCCUGAACUUUUUAUGAAAAUAGCUAGAAGCCUUCCAAAAGAGGAUAUGUAUUCUCCUAGAGCUACAAGUACUUUGAAUCUCAGACAUACACAGUCAAAGCCAAAAUCUGGUUGUUGUGGAGGUCAAAGUUCACCUUCAUGACCUACUGUGAUAUAUAGGUUAAGAAUAUUUAUAUGUUAAUAUGUUAUGUUUUUGUUACCAAAUUAUUAAUUAGCAUGACAGGAUAAUAAUUAUAUUUUUCAUGGUUGUAGACCAUCUGACAUUAAGGUCAUGAGGGUUAAAGGUUAUUGGUUUAAUUAAAAGACAUUUGAAAAAAAAGGAUCCUUUUUGGUUGAAGAAACAGUUGAUAGAUUCAUUUUAGAAUCAAAUAAUUGUUCAUUUGUGCUUAUCAGACCUUUUAUAUUGA